AUGAAUAGUAGAAAUAACAAAUAUAGUUUUAAGUAAGGAGGCGAUAUUUACUUUUCAUAUUUUUAAAAUAAAAGAAUAUUUGGAGGACCAUUUGUUUGGGUGAAUGCUUAAUUUAAUUUCCAUCUUGCUUUAGAAAAUAUAUAAUAAAUUGUAUAUGUUAAAUUUGAAAUAAUUCUAGGUGAUGAAUAAAUGUCUAGAAUUAAAUUUCAUUACACAAUUAAUUAACAAUCCAAGAAAACAUCUACUAUUAACAAUAAUUUAAAUUUAAAAGAAGAUUAAAAUUGGAAAAAUGAUUAUAAAACUUAAAUUAUAUCUGUAAGAGAAAAAAUUGAGUACUCAACUAACGAUAAUCAUGAACUAAACAUACUAUUUGAUUGUGACAAUAAUUUUUAUUAAGCUAAUUCAACAUUUUGUGGAAUUAAAAAUAUGUUUAUAUCUGUUUAGAAACCAAUAUUAGAUGAAAUUGAUUUGUUAGAGUAGUAUUAAAACGAUAAUGAAUAUAUAGAUGGUUUAGAGGAAUUAUUUGUAAUAUCAAAAUGUGGUGAUGGACUAAAAUCUAUCGAUGAGGAUUGUGAUGAUGGAAAUCUUAUGCCACUUGAUGGUUGUUUUAAUUGUAAGUAUUCAUGUGAAUAAUAAUGCUAAGUUUGUGUUAAAGUUUAAUGCUUAUUGUGUAUUGAUGGAUAUUAUCUCAAUUUAGAAUUUAAUUAAUGUGAAAUCAUUUGUGGAGAUUUAAUAAUUUAAGGGUAAGAAUAAUAUGAUGAUGGUGUUAUAUGUUUAUAUUUAAUUAUAACUAUAAUCUUGACAAUUAUGAUGGUUGUUCAAAUUGUUAAUUGA
Molecule: messenger RNA, 834 nt
Organism: Paramecium sonneborni
Lineage: Eukaryota; Ciliophora; Oligohymenophorea; Peniculida; Parameciidae
Source: the annotation of a GenBank genome assembly